AUGUGGAUUCGCUUCCAGACUAAUCAACUGACAACAGCUAUGUCAUUAAUCACAGUCACAGCUCAAGAUUAUGGGAAGCAGUUUCUCACAGACUUCGUUACGAAUUUUGCUCUUAAUGCUACAACUGAUGUUGACAAGCAGUAUUACAGAUUUUCCGCAAGCAGCGAUUACACGACCGUCAGUACUGACCAAGUGCAACUGACCUUUGGCAUUUGUAGAUUGAACAACAGUGCACGAAUGACAUUUUAUGACGGUGACAGUGAAGCAGCACCUGUAAUAACUGUCUUUGAUUCUGGAUGCUAUCCGGUGUUUUCCAGCGGUCAAUACCUUCUCUUGGUUGUAGAGGGAUUUAAAAAUCAUGAUUUCUUUUCUGGGAAUUUCAGUGCUGUGCAGGCAGGUUGUCAUGGCAACCUCAUGAGUGAUGCUGGAGUCUUCUCUUUGGAAUCCAGUAGAAUGAACAACACUGCAGAAUGCGGAUGGUUGGUGAAUCCCUCUGGAGAUGGGGUUGUUCCUAUGGUAUUGUUUGACCAGAUUAACAUGGACAUUGGUAGUAAUAUUACCGUGUAUUAUGGCUUCAGUACAAAUGGAUCAAAAAUUGCACAGAUUACUGGUGGCACUUCAAAAAGCAGUUCGGGCAUUUUAUCCAAUGACCCCAAAGGCGGACCACUUUUUGUUCAGUAUGUUCAAAACCCUGCCAAAAACAGAAAUGAUGCCAUUUUUAAAGCUGUCUAUGCGAAACUUGGCUCUUGUCAAAGAAAAAUGACUGCACUGAGCAGCGGUGAACUGCAAUCACGUAACUUUCCAAAGAACUAUCCCUUGAAUGCUAACUGUACAAACAAUUUAACUGUGCCGAACGGUAAACUGAUUCACCUUUACUACGACACCUUCAAAUUGCAUGAGAAACAUUACAGCCGGGUUAUAGUAAGCAAUGGUACCACCUCAACUGUGAUUGCUAACUACACUGGUAGUGUCCUGCCAAACGAUCUAGUACUCAAUGGUAGCACAGUGGACGUGACGUUCAGCAGCGUGUUGUCCAACAUUACAGACUUGACUGAUAACCAAGGGUUCAAUAUCAAGUACACAUUACUAGACUGUGGCGGUAAUCUGACUAAUGGCUCUGGGAACUUCUCUACCCCUGGAUAUCCAAAAUCCGUUGCUAAAAAAACUAUGUGUAUAUGGAUCAUCACGGUUCCUGCAAUCACCAAAAAGAUGGCAACUAUUGUAUCACUGAGGUUUCAACCUGCAGAGGUCAAAAACAAGACCAGUAACUAUAUUAUGAUUCGUGAUGGCCCAUCACAGAGAUCAGAUCUGAUUGCUAAUACUACCACCAGCAAUGCGAAGGAAUUGACACUACUUUCUAGACAUAACUAUCUGUGGGUACAGUAUGUCUUUGAGUCAACUGAGAAAGUCAAAGAGGGUUUUCCUGUAAAAUUCAGUUACAGCUCUUAUGUAUGUAAUGCUACAUGUGAUAACAAGAUGUGUAUGCAUCCUGACUGGAUGUGUGAUGGAAUUGACCAAUGUGGAGAUAAUACUGAUGAGCAAAACUGCAUUCCACAAGCAUCCUCCAGCACAGAAUUAUGA
Messenger RNA from Saccoglossus kowalevskii, 1581 nucleotides. Its product is annotated as cubilin-like. Gene Ontology annotation, molecular function: protein binding. NCBI's taxonomy places the organism in Eukaryota, Metazoa, Hemichordata, Enteropneusta, Harrimaniidae. The record is from RefSeq and is a predicted model, not a curated record.